UCAAAAAGCUUCUUAGCUUCCUUGGUCGUGAAUAAUUUGAGCACUGGUAAGGACCCUCGCUCACUACCAUUUGAGAAAGCGUAACGGCUAACUUAAUCACGUGCGACACCUCUCAGCCUAUCCUGUAAUGGCCUCUGGUCUCCUUUCCUGAGUACCAGCAGUCUUUACCGCAGCUGCAACAUUAGCAUUAGCCGUUACACUUUUUUGGCUGAGGUUGCAGGCUUGUCAUCUAGUGGCUUUGCAACACAUUGGGACAUUCAUAGACAUUUAUUGUCUAUGGGGACACUGGUGACUUUAUUUACGGUGACAUGUCGACGUCUUCAUUGAAUUGGCUGUUUAUGAAAAGAUGCCUGACCAAGUGAAGAUAUCCCAUAAAGAGUUGGAGAGGGAUGGAUUUGGCCCUAAUCCUUUUUACCAGUGUCUUGUAGCUGAGGUACCUGAGGAGCUCAUGUCUAAAGAUGGACACACUAAGGUUGGCUAUGCUCUCUUCUUCUAUACGUACAGCACCUGGAAAGGGAGGGCUGUGUAUAUGGAGGAUCUGUAUGUGAUGCCAGAGUACAGAGGUAAAGGCAUUGGAAAGGCUUUAAUGGCAACUGUCGCCAAAGUGGCCAAAGAGCAGCAUUGUGUGCGUUUACAGUUCUCUGUACUGGAUUGGAACAAGCCCUCUUUAGAUUUUUAUUUAGCUAAAGGUGCAGAGGACCUCACAGCUAAGGAGGGCUGGCAUUUUCUCCGCUUUCAUGGAAUAGCUCUGGAUAAUCUAGCACAGGAAGCACCUUAAAGAACAUUAAGACAUCUGACAAGUUUAGUUAUUGUCAGUAGGAAUACUUUGUGCAUAUUUUUGGUUAUUUUUUUUAAAUGCAAUAUAUUUCGUGUUAAAAUAUUAAAAAAAAAAAAUUGUAAGAAAAACAAUAAAAAUGUAUGAUAAUUA
Molecule: messenger RNA, 928 nt
Organism: Megalobrama amblycephala (Wuchang bream)
Lineage: Eukaryota; Metazoa; Chordata; Actinopteri; Cypriniformes; Xenocyprididae
Gene: sat2b
Product: spermidine/spermine N1-acetyltransferase family member 2b
Exons: 6
Coding region: 347-778 (143 amino acids)
Molecular function (GO): N-acetyltransferase activity
Source: RefSeq, a predicted model, not a curated record